UUGUAGAGUGCGACUGCAGCAACUGAGUGUUUAGGGAAAUGUCAACUCCGCCGCUUUCUGGGGCAGGGAUGGCGGCAGCUCCAGUGCCUGGACCCUUCCAAGGUACGCAGGCAGCAGCGGCCCGAGAGGUGAACACUGCGUCAUUAUGCAGGAUAGGGCAGGAGACUGUGCAGGACAUUGUGCUCAGGACCAUGGAGAUCUUCCAGCUGCUGAGAAACAUUCAGUUACCAAAUGGUGUCACCUACCAUACUGGGACCUACCAGGAUAGGUUAGGAAAGCUACAAGAACAUCUCCGUCAACUAUCAGUGCUUUUCCGCAAGCUGAGAUUGGUUUAUGACAAGUGCAACGAGAACUGUUCUGGUCUGGAUCCGGUACCAAUAGAACAACUUAUUCCAUACGUAGAAGAAGAGUACUCAAAACACGAUGACCGUAGCGCUGCCAGUCAUCUUCGUUUUGCAAGUGAAGAAAAGAGAGAAAUUCUGGAAGUAAAUAAGAAAUUGAAACAGAAGAAUCAGCAGUUGAAGCAGAUUAUGGAUCAAUUACGGAAUCUGAUUUGGGACAUUAAUUCAAUGUUGGCCAUGAGAAACUAAAGCUUCUAUUAUCAUAUAAACAAGAUCUACUCCACCUUAUUUUUUUAUAUUUUUUUUUUUUUUUUACAUUUUGUAAAAUAUUUAGUUUGUAGGAAAUUAAUAAAUAUUAUUUGCCAAACAGUUUUUUUUUUCUCAACGUAUAGUACUCUAUACACUUUUAUAAAAAUAAUUAGUUAUUAUAUUGUGUCUACAUUUUCUCAAACUUUAUGUAUUUAUUUUAAUAAGUAAUAUCUCCAGCUUCAGUUUGUCUCAUAAUAGUUAUAUACUGUUUAGUUUUAUUUCUGGUGACUUUGGAAUCGGCCUUAAAGGGAUACUAAGCAAAAACAAAGUUAGCAAAAAUCAUUUAAACGUUUAGAAACAAUUUUUUUUUUUAAUGCACUUCUGUUUUUAAAUAUCUAUCUUUUUAGCCGCAAUUUUAUUUUUCACUGGUUUCCAAACCCACUCCGUGGGUACCGUUGUAGGUUUUCCAUUCCGGGCUGACAACCUCAGUUGGAAUAUGGCGGCACUUAGCCGCAAUGCGCAUGCGCAAGCUCUAUCCCCGUCCUUGACGUCACUCAAUGGAUGUCUCUGCCGAGAGUAGGAAAGCCUCUCUUAUACGCAUGCGUUUUUUAUUACUUUGUGGGGACAAAAUUGUCAUAUAAUUUAUUCAUGAAAUCUAGAUACUAUUGGACAUUUAUUUAGAGCAUGUAUGGCCCAUAUUUGGGGGUUGGAUGUUGUGACAUCAUCUCCAAAAAUUAAAACUAUAUUUUAUAACGA
Molecule: messenger RNA, 1346 nt
Organism: Bombina bombina (fire-bellied toad)
Lineage: Eukaryota; Metazoa; Chordata; Amphibia; Anura; Bombinatoridae
Gene: MED30
Product: mediator complex subunit 30
Exons: 4
Coding region: 39-590 (183 amino acids)
Biological process (GO): positive regulation of DNA-templated transcription
Cellular component (GO): mediator complex
Molecular function (GO): transcription coregulator activity
Source: RefSeq, a predicted model, not a curated record